UUGACAUAAAAUUAAUAUGUCUCAAAGUUUAAAAUAAAAUUGAUAAAAUCAGUAAAGAUCUGGAAAAGGAAAAUGAACAGAAGCUCAAAGUUGGAUUCAUUGCAAAAUUUAAGCUCCAUUGUUUGAUUGAAAACUCAGUUAGUAUUGUUAGUGAUUCCAAUGCCGAUCCUUUUCCAUCGAACGGCCGGAUACACGUCCGUUUUCCGGCGUUAUUUUCGCCGGGGGAAGAUACAGAAGCCCCUCCGUCUUCGGAAAUUGGAUGGCUACAUCUAUUGCAUACAGGUCAUCAUUCUCUGUUCUCAGUCAAGCUUUCCCAGUUGCAUCGAAAAUGGAUUCAGAACGGACAUCCAACAACUGCUUUUGGACGAUGGGGAUGGAUGCUGAUGCUGCAUCAAAGGAUGCAGACACAUCUUUAAAUUGGACAAGGGAGGAGGAAAAGGCAUUCGAGAUUGCUCUCAAAACCCACUAUAAUGAUGCUGAUGUGUGGGGUAAGAUCGCAUUGGCAGUUCCUGGGAAAACAGUUCAAGAUCUAAAACUUCACUAUGAAGCCUUAAGUGUGAUGGCUGUUGAGUCUGGCAAGAUGCCUCUGUCCAUUUAUCCGAACAAAGGCGAUGUUCUAGAAGAGAAGAAGCUGGAGUCAGAGCAAGUGCAGCGAGGGCUUCAUUGGACAGAAGAGGAACACAGGCAAUUUCUACAUGGUUUGCAUAUGUACGGUAAGGGUGAAUGGGAGGACAUUGCGAAAUAUAGUGUGCGAACACGAUCGAGUAGCCAAGUGGCAAGCCAUGCGCAAAAGUUCUUCAGAAGGCUGAGUUCAACCAAAAAAGAGGGUAAACGGCUCAGAAUUAUUGAUAUCACAACUCUGAGACCCGAGCAGUUGUUAGCCUUCGAGAAGGAAACUACAAGCUCCAUGCUCGAAUGCUGCAAGGGAGAGUCUUCAACAGCUGGAACCGACGAAGAAUUGCUUCCUGGAAAUAUCGAGAGAGCAGCAGUGCAUGCUGGAACCCAACAACUGUCCGGAUGCGCCACGGUAACUUCAGGUAAUGCUUUCAGGAAGCGCGGGCGCCCUAAGAAAGCUUUGAGUACUGAUGAAAACAAGCUAAUGCGGGGGGCAAGGUAUCCCAGGAAUAGCACAGAUGCAGCAGCAGGGCAAGAUAUUGACCUAUUUUUUGAUGGUCAUUAUGAUAUCGGUGCUAGCACAGAUAUUUUGGAUGAUGUGGAUCUCUCUUUCUUCCCUCAUUUUAUGGAUUGAAAUUCUUGUCAGGAAGUUUAAUAGAUUUUCCUUUUUUUACCCUCAUUAUGAUAUCGAUGUGUAGAUGACAUUCAUUAUCCCAUUUUUCUAUUAAUGAUGAGGGAAUGUGGAGACCUCUCUAUAA
Messenger RNA from Salvia splendens (bonfire salvia), 1373 nucleotides. RefSeq names its product transcription factor DIVARICATA. The transcript has 3 exons. NCBI's taxonomy places the organism in Eukaryota, Viridiplantae, Streptophyta, Magnoliopsida, Lamiales, Lamiaceae. Bases 260 to 1249 code for a protein of 329 amino acids. Gene Ontology annotation, molecular function: DNA binding. The record is from RefSeq and is a predicted model, not a curated record.